GGCCACGAGCUCCCACGGCCCAGCACCUCCCGCCCCGCCGCCCUUAUCUGCCCCUCUCCCCGUGUGAAGGCUUUGGCAGUGGGACGGCGCCAUGCGGGGCAGCGUGGUGCUGUGUGUGCUGCUACUAUCGCUGGCCUGGCUGAGCCUGGCAUGGGGGGCUGAGGGCGGGGAGGAGGAUGGGGAAGUGGUGGGGGGGGAGGAGGAGGAGGAGGAUGAAGAGGAUGAGGUGCUCUCGGAUGAGCUGAAGGAGGAGGACGGCGUCCUGGUGCUCCAUGAGCACAACUUCGCUCGUGCCCUGCGCGAGCACCGGCUGCUGCUGGUGGAGUUCUAUGCUCCUUGGUGCGGGCACUGCCGCCGUUUGGCCCCUGAGUUCGCCCGUGCGGCCGCAUUGCUGAGGAACGCAUCAGAGGUGGGACGGCUGGGCAAGGUGGACGCCGUGGCACAGACAGCCCUGAGCACCGAGUUCCACAUCGAUGCCUUCCCCACGCUCAAACUCUUCCGCGAUGGCAAUCGCACCCACCCCGUGGCAUACAGCGGCCGCAUGGAUGCUGAAGGCAUGGUGCUCUGGAUGCAGCGCCGGGCCGGGCCCAGCGCCACGCUGCUGCACGACGUCGACACCGCAGCCGCCUUCAUCAGCGCGCAGGACGUCGCCGUGGUGGGCUUCUUCAAGGACCUGCAUGGCGAGGCAGCGCGGGCAUUCCAUGAGGUGGCCGCAGAGAUGGAGGAUCUGGUGUUUGGUGUGGCUGAGGAGGAUGAGCUGUUUGAGGCGUACGGGCUGUCGGCAGACACUGUCUGCCUCUUCAAGAAGUUUGACGAGGGGCGGACAGAUUUCCCCGUGGAUCCGGAGCAGGGCCUGGACGCGGCCAAGCUGACGCGGCAGCUCGUUGUGCACAGCCUGAAGUUGGUGAUGGACUACUCCAAUGAGACUUCCAGCCAGAUCUUUGGGGCCAAGAUCCCCCACCACAUGCUGCUCUUCCUCAACACCUCUGUAGCAGAGCAGCAGGCACUGCGGGAUGAGUUCCGUGUGGCCGCCAGCACCUUCCGGGGCGAGGUGCUCUUUGUGGUGGUGGAUGUGAACGGGUACGGUGCCGCCGUUCUGUCCUUCUUCGGCCUGACGCCCAGCGAUGCGCCCACACUGCGCUGCAUCAAGAUGGAGAACAACCGCAAGUACCGCAUGGAGGUGGACGCCUUCUCAGCCACGGCUGUGCGUGACUUUGUGCAGGAGGUGCUGGAUGGCAAGGUGAAGCCCCAGCUGCUGAGCGCAGAGCCCCCUGAGGACUGGAACACGCGGCCCGUUAAAGUGCUCGUGGGGAAGACCUUUGAGCAGGUAGCAUUUGAUGAGACCAAGAACGUCUUUGUGAAGUUCUAUGCACCAUGGUGUGCCCACUGCCAGGAGAUGGCGGCUGCCUGGGAGGAGCUGGGUGAGCGCUACAAGGACCACGAGGACAUUAUCAUUGCCGAGAUGGAUGCCACGGCCAACGAGCUGGAGAACAUCAGCAUCAGCGGAUACCCAACACUGCACUACUUCCCUGCUGGGCCGGGCAGGAAGAUGGUCGAAUAUAGGAGCGCCAGAGACGUGGAGACCUUCUCCAAGUUCCUGGAAAAUGGAGGGAAGCUGCCGGAGGAGCCACCCACAGUGUCCAAGGCCCCGGAGAACAGCACAGAGUCACCGAGCCCAUCUGGCACAGCUGAAGCCCGGGAGGAGCUGUGAGCCCUGUCCUGCUGCAGCGAGCAUUAUAAAUGACCCUGGA
This is a messenger RNA of Lagopus muta (rock ptarmigan), 1751 nucleotides long. It is a transcript of the gene PDIA2, whose product is annotated as protein disulfide isomerase family A member 2. Gene Ontology annotation, biological process: response to endoplasmic reticulum stress; protein folding. NCBI's taxonomy places the organism in Eukaryota, Metazoa, Chordata, Aves, Galliformes, Phasianidae. The transcript is spliced from 11 exons. The record is from RefSeq and is a predicted model, not a curated record. Gene Ontology annotation, cellular component: endoplasmic reticulum. The coding region runs from base 92 to 1711 and encodes 539 amino acids. Gene Ontology annotation, molecular function: protein disulfide isomerase activity.